Eupeodes corollae is the source of this 2927-nucleotide messenger RNA. RefSeq names its product high affinity cationic amino acid transporter 1-like. The transcript has 6 exons. The coding region runs from base 352 to 2196 and encodes 614 amino acids. Gene Ontology annotation, cellular component: plasma membrane. Gene Ontology annotation, biological process: transmembrane transport; amino acid transport. Gene Ontology annotation, molecular function: amino acid transmembrane transporter activity. The record is from RefSeq and is a predicted model, not a curated record. NCBI's taxonomy places the organism in Eukaryota, Metazoa, Arthropoda, Insecta, Diptera, Syrphidae.
GCCACAUGGAAUAUAAUACACAAAGACUGAUGGUGAUGAUGGAGUUAAAUUUUACAAUGUUACAUAGCAUGUGAUUAAUUACAAAAUUUUAUAUAUUUUAUUUUUUUAAAUUAAAAAUUUGAAUCGUUUUACAUGUUGUUUUUUUUUUUUAAAUUUUAAUAUUGUUUUAUUCGCGUGGUGAAUUAAAAUAUUAUUGUUGGUAAUUAAAUUUUCGUCAGUUCGUUGUUAUAUUAAAUAAGUCGUCAUUGCCGUUGAAAAAUAAAAACUCAAAACACUCAAAACCUUCAUUACACCCCAGACCCUCCCAAGCACACACGAAGACAAACAAAUAGAACAAAAAUAUAUACAAAUAUGGCUGCAUGUUGGAAAGCGUUAACCCGUCGAAAAAUGCCCGACGAGACCGAAUCGAAGUUAUCCCGUGUCCUUACACUUUUUGAUUUGACAGCAUUGGGAGUUGGCAGUACUCUCGGUCUGGGGGUAUAUGUUCUGGCCGGGUCGGUAGCAUACGAACAGGCUGGUCCUGCUGUGACUUUAUCGUUUCUUUUUGCUGCCAUAGCAUCGGCUUUUGCCGGUUUAUGCUAUGCUGAGUUCGCAGGACGAGUCCCGAGGGCAGGAAGUGCCUAUGUGUACAGCUAUGUAACGGUUGGUGAAUUUGUCGCCUUCACUAUUGGUUGGAAUUUAAUUCUGGAGUACGUCAUCGGAACGGCCAGUGUUGCGAGAGGUCUGAGUGGAUAUCUGGACGCGCUGAUUAACAAUACCAUGUCGACAACUCUGAAAGAGGCAUUGCCAAUUAAUGUCAGCUUCCUGGGUGAAUAUCCGGAUUUCUUCUCCUUUGCCAUGGUUAUCCUAUUGGCUUGCCUUUUGGCCUUCGGUGUAAAGGAGUCAAGUGUGCUGAAUAAUAUUUUCACGUGUGUAAAUUUGGCUACAGUGUGCAUAGUCCUUGUGGCUGGGGCAAUUAAAGCUGAUCCGGGUAAUUGGGCUUUGACUGAUGUCCCAGAGGGUGCUGGUGUCGGUGGAUUUAUGCCAUAUGGAUGGGCUGGGGUUAUGGCUGGAGCGGCGAAGUGUUUCUAUGGUUUCGUUGGAUUCGAUUGUGUGGCAACUACUGGCGAAGAGGCUAUAAAUCCAAAGAAAAAUAUUCCAUUGUCAAUUGUUUUCUCACUUAUUAUUAUAUUUUUGUCAUAUUUUGGAGUUUCAACUGUUUUGACAAUGAUGUGGCCAUACUAUCUACAGAAUCCCGACGCACCUUUCCCCCAUGUCUUCCAAGAAGUUGGUUGGAUAACAAUUAAGUGGAUUGUAACAAUUGGAGCUGUUUUCGCUCUGUGCACCAGUUUGUUGGGUGCAAUGUUCCCACUCCCUCGAGUGUUGUAUGCCAUGGGAAAGGAUGGAAUUAUAUUCAAAUUCUUCUCCAAAGUAAACAGCUACACCAAGACUCCACUUCUUGCUACUAUAUUCUCAGGAUUGUUUGCAGCUCUCAUGGCUCUGAUCUUUGAUUUGCAUCAGCUCAUCGACAUGAUGUCAAUUGGAACGCUCCUGGCUUACACUAUUGUCGCCAUCUGUGUCCUGGUCCUUCGCUACCAACAGGAUGAUAUUGUAAUGAAGAACGUCAGUGUCAAGUUGCCUGGUAUCGUUAGACAACUGUUUAACCUGAACUUCAUCAAGGAACCUAAUUCGCUCUCAUCGAACAUCACCAAAAUCGGGGUCGUCCUCUUCAGCAUUAUCUCCAUUAUCACCUGUGUGGUCAUGAAAGUUGUCGAAAUCAGUUUUGACAAUCCCACAGGAAUCAUUGCCAUAUGUGUCCUUGUUGCCGCUCUUUUGCUCAUCUUGUUCUCCAUCCAACGGCAACCCGUUUCAGGUGCUGAGCUGAACUUCAAGGUCCCUUUGGUUCCAUUCAUUCCAUGCGUCAGUGUCUUCUUUAAUCUCUAUUUGAUGUUCCAACUGGACGUGGAUACUUGGAUAAGAUUCCUCGUGUGGCUAGCAGUUGGCUACUUAAUCUACUUCUUCUACGGAAUUCGCAAGUCAACUCAAGGCAUCGAUAACAAACAAGCCCAACUCGAUAUAGCCCAUCAAUUACCCGAAAACGGUUUCAAUUUCAAUCACAAUAAUUACGGUGUCGGUGUUGGAAAAGCCCACAGUGAUGUCGUGAGCGAUAAGCCACCAAAUGGCAAGCGCUACAGUGUUACCAACAAUCAAAACUAGUUUUCUAUAAUCUUAUACAUAACCAGGCGUUGUUUAUAGUUAGUAGUUUUAUUGUAUCAAAAUCAAAUCAUUUUUGUUAAAAACACACAUUUUAUUUCUCUAAGAGAGUAUAGAUUUCAAUUUAUAUAUACACAAUUUUUUAAAAUUUUUUUUAAGAGAGUAUAGAUUUCGGAUAAUAUGAAUUUAUAGGUACAACCAAGAGCCAAUGCAUUCCGUCCUCUCGAAUGACCUAUAAAUCAUUUUUAUUCGACAAUUUUACAAACAAAAAUACAAUUUUACCUUAAAUUCUAUUUAAUAAUUAUGAUAAUUAAAACAAAAUUUGUUAAACAAACGAAAAAAAAAAAAACAAAACAAAACAAAACAAUAUUGUGUUGUGAUAUUAUAUAAAAACAAAACAAAAAUACAAAAAUCUUUUAAACUUUUUAUUUUUGUAUAAAUGUUGUUAAAUAAAAAGUAUAAUUAUAACAAAUAAUUAUGUAUACAUCGUAGGACCCGGUUAAUUGAUUUUAAUAAAAUUAAUUUAAUAAAAUUACUUUUUUUUCAUGUAAACUUUAGCAAAAGCUCCACCUUAUAUUCUAGGUGAGCUACAAAUGUACUUAAAAUUCUAUAUCUAAAUUUUUAACCGGGUAUUUUUUUAUUGUAUAUAAUGAUUUUUUAAUUUGUCUUAUUUUUAAGUGUUUAUUUUUUUUCUUAUUUUUACUAAGCCUAAAACGAUUUUAUUUUUGUGAAUU